AUGUUUGGUGCUGUUCGUCGAUUCGGUGUCUCCCAGGCACUGCGCGCCUCUGCGCCGCGUACUCUGUCAUCCCGAUGGGCCCCCCAAUUACUCAAAUGGCAGGCCCCGGCUACUCGCUCCCCUGUUCUGAUCAGAUCUUUUCAAACUUCUUACCCUGCGUUGAACGCGGCUACCGCGGAGGCUUCUGAAGCCCCUGCUGUGGAACAAGAAUUGAUUACCGAAUUUGCCGAUUUGCAGACAAAGGGGUUUAUUGAUGCAUCGAUUGUUCGCAACAUUAUCAGCCCUGAACGCAUGGGCUUGAAGACCAUGACUGAGGUGCAGAGCCAGUCUCUUCACCACAUGCUUCAAGGUGGCGAUGUUCUGGCUCAGGCCAAGACCGGAACUGGCAAGACGCUUGCUUUCCUCCUUCCGACGAUGCAAAACAUCCUCAGUGACCCUACUCUCAACACCAAGCAAGACCUCGGCCGUCGUGGACAGGCCAGUGCUGCCGACAUUCGUGCUCUCAUCAUUUCUCCUACACGAGAGCUUGCUGAGCAGAUCGCCGCCGAGGCUAUGAGGGUUGCUGCCGGCACCGGACUCAAGGUGCAGACUGCGGUUGGUGGUACACAAAAGAGACUGGGUUUGCAGAAGAUCCAGCGUAUGGGCUGCCACCUGCUGGUCGGCACACCCGGCCGUAUCAAGGAUAUCUUUUCUGACCCUUCGAGCGGUGUCUCUGCUCCCCGCCUGAACACCCUGAUUCUGGACGAGGCUGAUCGUCUCCUGGAUCAGGGCUUCGCUCCCGAGGUCCAAGCCAUCCAGGAUCUCCUUCCAGAUCCCUUCAAGGUAAACCGCCAGACGGUCAUGUUUUCUGCCACUGUUCCCAAGGAGGUGAUGCACAUGGUCAAGCGUACUAUGAAGCCGGACUUCAAGUUCGUGAAGACUGUCCGUGACGAUGAGGUCCCCACUCACUUCCGUGUCCCCCAAAAGACUGUUUUUCUACGUGGUUAUGAAAAUGCUUUGCCCGCGGUUCUUGAGCUCGCCAAGAGCUACCAGGUCAAGCAGCAAGCCGACCCUUCUCUGCGCCCAUUCAAGGCGAUUGUUUAUUUCAACUCGACUGCUGAGGUCAACCUUGCGGCUGAGGCUUUCAACCAGCUCAAGGCUGAGCCUACUGAGAGCCGGAGCCAGAAACUCUUGGGUCGCAUGCGCUUGCUGGAGAUCCAUGCCCGUCUCAGUCAGAGCCAGCGUACCAACAGCGCCAACACCUUCCGUAAGAGCCCCGAGGCCAUCCUCUUCUCUUCCGAUGUGACCGCUCGUGGUAUGGAUUUCCCUGAAGUCACCCACGUAAUUCAAGUCGGUGUUCCUCGCGACCGAGAGACAUACAUUCACCGUCUUGGUCGUACCGCCCGCGCCAACAAGACCGGUGAGGGCUGGAUGUUCCUCCAUGACGGUGAGAAUGACUAUUUCAGCGACCGCCUGGGGGAUCUCCCCAUCAUUGAGGACACCCAGUCUCUCCCCACCGCCAUGGCGGACAUGUCCAAAGGCCUCGAGAACCUCUCUCCUGCUACUGCCUUGACCAUCAGCCAGAUGAAGGCCGCUGUCGAGGGGGUAUCUCCCAUCACCCGUGAGAACACAUAUCGCUCCCAGCUGGGCACCCUGCUGCAAAGCUUUGCCAGCAAGCGUCACGCUAUCCGCAUCCUCAAUGGCCUUGCCCUCCACGGCUACGGUCUCCCUGAGCCCCCAGCCGUCAGCCCCAACAUUGCCCGCAACCUUGGUAUUUCCAAGAUCCCCGAGUUGGUGAUUGGCCACUCACAACAGCGCCAUGUUGGCCUUGGCCAGGGCUCCUCAUCGACUGAUCGUGUCUUCGGUGGCCGUCGCAACUCCGACCGAUCCUCUGGUGGUAGCUGGGCCCGUAAUUCCGAUCGUGGCUCCAGCCGUGGGUUCAAUGAUCGCGGUGGCAUGCCCCGUCGUAGCUUUGACCGCGACAACGAUCGCGGCGACCGCUCCUUCGGCCGUGGACGUUCCUCCGGUGGUCGCGAGCGCUCCUUCGGUGGUCGUGAGCGUUCCUCUGGCUUCGACAGCCGCUCUCCCUUCUGA
Penicillium maclennaniae is the source of this 2073-nucleotide messenger RNA. It is a transcript of the gene helA, whose product is annotated as putative DEAD box RNA helicase HelA. The transcript is spliced from 2 exons. Bases 1 to 2073 code for a protein of 690 amino acids. Gene Ontology annotation, cellular component: mitochondrion. The record is from RefSeq and is a predicted model, not a curated record. Gene Ontology annotation, molecular function: ATP binding; nucleic acid binding. Lineage: Eukaryota; Fungi; Ascomycota; Eurotiomycetes; Eurotiales; Aspergillaceae.